Molecule: messenger RNA, 2730 nt
Organism: Chaetomium strumarium
Lineage: Eukaryota; Fungi; Ascomycota; Sordariomycetes; Sordariales; Chaetomiaceae
Exons: 2
Coding region: 298-2658 (786 amino acids)
Source: RefSeq, a predicted model, not a curated record
GCAGUGUGGCCGUUCAGAAAGUCCCACGGUCCCUUCCUUCCGACCUGAGGCAUCGUGAGAUUCCCCGAGACGCACAAAUACAGCCGAUGUCCCUUAUCACCUGCCUGUUCCUCUUCCUUCAUUUCUCAGCACACCACGCAGUCGCUGUUCCGAUCUCAUCCACACGCCCUUGUCAUUCGAGCGCCAGCUCCUCAAUGACAUCAGUCUUGGCCAUAAGUGGUUUCUAUCAUACCGCCAGGUAGCCAUACGCCGCUCGAGUAGCAUGUCCCCGGCGCAUAUCUCGACCCACCGAUCGCCAUGUCUUUGACCGUUGCCUCCACUUUCGCCCGUCGCGGCCGGUGCUCCAGUGCCAUUCAUUCCGGGAUCCGUAACCCAGUCGGGGCCGGUCCUGUUGUCCUCCACCGGCAACAGACAAGGUGCUACCGGUUCAGCCGCAUUUGUCUGUCCUACAUAGGCCGGGACAUUUACCGCCAGCAACAGAAGCUUGCAUACAAGUAUUGCGAUAACCUCAAUUGGCGGCCGUCGUGGAACAAGGACAGUUACUGGCCCGCAAAACCGAGUGAUGGUCAGGCUGCCGAACCGGAUACAACCAAGCGUGCUUCUCCCAGAAGAACCCCAGAUAACCCAGACGGUGUCAGACCCGGCCAGAACAUUGAAGACGCGGAGCGGGCGCCGUUGGAGCAUCUCAUCUUCGGCGAUAAGAAAGGUCAAGGGGGGGAGAGAAACGGCCGCCGAAGCACCACUCGAGCCAUAUCGCAGUCCUCUCACACGGAUGCCAGCACAGACUAUGUCAUUGAUCCGAUCACGAACCGCAAAGUGCUCAAAAGCUCACGCUUGAACAGCGAGGCCCCCGCCUCGUAUACACCCCAAUUCACGUCGUUUAUUGCCCCCAAUGUUGAGGGUACUCCAAUUUUCCCUGACGGGCCACCGCCCGAGGCGGAGCUGAGCAAGUACGGGCCUUUCCUCAGCCAUGAACCUGACGGCAAGUAUGCCGCUACCAGUCUCCUGGACGCGUUGAGCUUGGAACACAAGGAUGUUAGGUGGCACCAAAACGAGACCAUCGCGCCGGCAUCAGCUGCGUCGACACUUGAGUCGUGGGUCCGUCGUUCAGAGCCGGACAGCAAACUGCGAGACGAGCAGAUUAGCCCGACGCCUGAAGAGUUGAGGAAUUACGGCCCCGUCAAAGUCCACGAGCCAGAUGGCAAGUACAAGCUGGAGUAUGAAUCUCCGGUGGACCCGGAAGAGUUGAGCAAGUACGGACCUUUGCUCAGCCAUGAACCAGACGGCAAGUAUGCUGCCAGCUACAUCGAAGUCCCCGACGACGCAGAGUUGGCAGAGUACCGCAGGCCCUUCUUCAGUCACGAACCGGAUGGCAAGUACGCAAUCAAUCACGUUGAGCCAGCACGGGAUGCGGAGGAGCUGGCCAAGUACCGCACGCCUUUCUUCAGCUACGAGCCCGAUGGCAAGUAUGCUGCGUCCUAUCUGGAGCCGGAGCGGGAUGUGGCAGAACUGGCUCGGUAUAAGCCGUUUCGAAGCCAUGAGCCCGACGGCAAGUACGCCGCAGGCAACGCCACUCUUGAUCCGGAGCCGGCCGAGAUUGAGAACUACCAAGCCUUCCGAAGCAAUGAGCCCGACGGGAAAUAUGCUGCCGAAGGCGAGGCUACCAGGCUUGCUGCGAAGGAGGUUGAGGACCUUGCUAAUCACGAGGCCUUCGGCUACGAGGAUGCUGAGACUCAGCCAUUGACUGCCAAGAGCCAGGAGAAUUACGAUGCGCCCGACCCAGCGGAGCUGCAAAAAUACCAAGCUGUGAGAUGGAAUGAGCCGGAUGGACGACCUGCCGAGGAUCAAAUCGUUGACCACAACUUGACAGGGAACUAUGUGCGAGACUUCCCAGAAGACUUCUCCAAGUCUUGGGCCUCCGAGACAUCGGAAGUGACCUCCUCACUACUGUCAGCAGAGCAGAAGGAAUCCAAGGGCACUGUGCAGCCAGCAUUGGAACGGAUGUCCCAGCUGACGGCAACUGCAAACGCCUCAGACACAGCUACCACGCCAUCCCCUGAGCCGGCCAACCCUGCCGGGCCAGCGCUCUACAAAAUUCUUGCCUACAACCCGACAAUGCAGUGCAUCGAAAUCGCCGAGACCAGUUCGACCGUUGCCGACAAUGCUGCUCCCCUGACCCCUGCCGAAGUUCUUCUCCGCAUCUCGAACCCGGCCAAGUUCUUCCCUCACUUUGCUCCCCUCCAAGCCGAGGGCUUCGAAAUUGUAUCCGGCAGCGGUGACGUACUUAUCUUCCGCAAGGUGUCGAACGCAGUUUCCGAGCCCCAGCGUGGCUCCACGACCACUUCUGUCAAUCCCAUCGAUAUGACCGGAGGCACGCGCGAUUAUACCGUUGCCGCAAGUAGGUUCGCCAGUCCCACCGGCUUUGUCAACUAUGAUCUGCCGCCGGAAACAACCGGCCGAGCCGAGUCUGAGGUGCAUCGCAAGGAAACGCACCAAGGCGAGAAGAAUGCUGGGGCGGAGACACCCAGGAAAAAGAGUCUCCCGAAAAAGGUGGUUGUGGGAGCGGCUUGGCUGGCGGGCAUCACGUACUCUGUUGGAGUGGUUAGCGAGUAUUUCAAGACCGGAGGUUCGGAUGGGAAAGGCCAUAAGGGAUUUUGAGGGACUGAUGAGGCUUUCACAUGUUGUUUCCGGUCGUUGCACAGCCUUGUUUUCCUUUGGUCUGUUGGGUUG